Zeugodacus cucurbitae (melon fly) is the source of this 1384-nucleotide messenger RNA. It is a transcript of the gene Gr8a, whose product is annotated as gustatory receptor 8a. The record is from RefSeq and is a predicted model, not a curated record. Gene Ontology annotation, cellular component: membrane. The coding region runs from base 10 to 1167 and encodes 385 amino acids. Gene Ontology annotation, biological process: sensory perception of taste. NCBI's taxonomy places the organism in Eukaryota, Metazoa, Arthropoda, Insecta, Diptera, Tephritidae. The transcript is spliced from 5 exons.
AGCUUCGCGAUGACUAUACAAGUGCCUUUCGUUGUGCGGUUACACAUACGUUUCUUUCAAUUAAUCGGUUGCUUCGACGUCUCACUGCACGUACAAUCCAAAGCUCAAAGGAUCAACGAACAACGGCUCGUGGCCUGGACCGUACUACUAUUGCUCGCCUUUUCCAUAACGACGGUGAACACCUUUGUUAGGCCCAAUGAAUUUCUCUUCACCGGCAAUCGUUUCGGCUACUUCAAUGAUGUACUGAAGGUCUGCAUUGCACAGCUGACAGUUCUCGUCAUUUAUUUGGAGACAGUGUUGGGGCGUUGUGCGCUGCGCAGCUUUUGGCAAAGAUACGCGUUGCUCAAUCAGAGAACUGCAGACAAAUUCAAAGGGGAUAACAACAAUUGGCGUACGCAAUUGGGCACAUAUCGUCGUUUUCUGUGUAUUUUCUACGGACUAACGUUAAUUGAUGCAACCAUCGAGGUAUUGUUCCAUUCCAUGCGUCCAGCUGAUCGUAAUCUGUGCCUGUUUUGGUCGAUGUUUAUACCGUUCAUCUACAUGGCGCAUUGGCGAAAUAUGCAGAUAAUUUUGCAUAUCGAGAUUAUACGCCACGAGCUGGAGAAGUUGCGUCACGAUAUUGGUCUGCUCGCGGAGUAUACGAACUUUGCUCGACGCGUAGUGCCCUUCGCGGGUUUCGAAAAGUUCGUGCGUCAAAAGUUGGCCGAGAAGCAGUUGGUCUAUCAACGCAUCUACGAGAUGCUCUACUACUUUCAACGCGCCUUCAGCAUGUCCACCAUGGCGGUGCUGUUGAUGCUCUAUGUGCGAGUGGUGGUCGAUGCGUAUUUUAUGUUCUUCAAUCAAUAUGUCGGCUGGCAAUUUAUGGAGAAUUUGCUGCUGUUGCCUGCAUACUUAGAGAUUCCAGCGCUUUUAUUGACAUCUCAGAAGUGCAUGAAUGAAGUGAAGUUCAUAGCUUUUGAAUUGCACAACAUUCGGAGCUCGGUGGACAACUCACUCAUCUCGAUUCAGAUACAAAACUUUUCGCUACAAAUAUUACAUCAGAAAAUUCGUAUUGAUGGUUUGGGCAUAUCCGCUUUGGAUGGAAAAAUGCUAGUCAGUAUUGUGGGCUCCAUAACAACAUAUAUGGUGUUCUUCAUACAAUUUAUGCCGAAAUUCAAAAAUUUAUAAACACUACAAAGCUCAAGCAUUAAGUUAUCGUGUCUGUGUGUAUGUAUGUACAACGAAUUUGCUUUCAUUUGUAUGCACAACGGUAUUUACAUAAACAGCUGAAUUAAAUUUCAAGUGCUGCCUUGUUUUCAAAGCUUAUAUGUAUUACUUAAACUAAAAAACUAUUACAUUUGUAUGUAUGUACUUAGCCACUAAUAAAUGUAUGUAUGUAUAUUAU